This is a messenger RNA of Trypanosoma cruzi, 2763 nucleotides long. Its product is annotated as trans-sialidase, putative. NCBI's taxonomy places the organism in Eukaryota, Euglenozoa, Kinetoplastea, Trypanosomatida, Trypanosomatidae. The coding region runs from base 1 to 2763 and encodes 920 amino acids. The record is from RefSeq and is a predicted model, not a curated record. Gene Ontology annotation, molecular function: exo-alpha-sialidase activity. The transcript has a single exon.
AUGCUCUCACGUGUUGCUGCUGUGAAGGCACCCCGCACACACAACCGCCGCCGCGUGACCGUAUCCAGCGGAAGGAGGAGGGAAGGAAGAGAGAGUGAGCCGCAGAGGCCCAACAUGUCCCGGCAUCUCUUCCAUUUUGUGCUGCUUCUACUUGUCGUCAUGGCUUUCGGCGGCAGUGGGACUGUGACUGCGGAUGAGGAGCAGGAGCCAGCUGAUCCAACGUUUGAGUGGAAGGGCAUCACUGAGGGUGAUGAUGUAACUGUGGACUCGUUGGGUGUUCCCAGCCUUCUAAAAGUGGGGAGUGACGUGUUUGCCGUUGCCGAGGCGCAGUGCGGAAAGGAUGGCGCCGUUUUUACUGGCGUUGCAUCCCAAGUUCUCCCGAGAAAAACUACUGACAAGCCGGAGGAAGUGCUGAAGGAAACCAAAGAUACACAAGUACUGGAGGAAGUCGGUUCCGAAAGCCAAAAUAAAAGAGUAGAUGUGAGCCGACCAACAACAGUUGUGGAGGGAAAUGAUAUUUACAUGCUUGCUGGAAAGUACACCAAUAAAGUUGCUGUUCCUGGACAGAAUGCCAAGCCUGGUGCGGCUCAAUUGGGACUUUUGCUGGUGAAAGGGAGCGUCAAUAGUGAGGUUGAAAAUAAAAAAAAAAUUGGCUGGAAAGAUACUGAAAAUCCCCCGCAAAGACUGUUUGGCACGCAGCUCGAUUCCUGGGCGAGGCUGAUUGGAAGUGGUGGAUCGGGUGUUAAGAUGCAUGACGAGACGCUUGUUUUUCCUGUGGAAGGCACAAAGAAGAAGGCGGAGGCCGCAGAGGAGGAUGGAAAAACCGUUUCACUGAUCCUACACUCGAAGGACUUUACGAAUUGGACGCUGUCGAAGGGGAUGUCUGCCGAUGGCUGCAGUGAUCCCUCCGUCGUGGAGUGGAAGGACACAAAACUCAUGAUGAUGACUGCGUGUGCUGAUGGCCGCCGCAGGGUGUACGAGAUCGGUGACAAGGGGGAGUCGUGGACGGAGGCACUCGGGACACUCUCGCGCGUGUGGGGCAACAACCACAACCGAGAUGUGAAGGGCGUUGGGAGCGGGUUCAUCACAGCGGAGAUUGAUGAAAGGAAAGUGAUGCUCGUUACUCUGCCGGUGUAUGCCGAGAAAGGCAACAAAAACGGCAAACUCCAUCUUUGGCUGACGGACAAUACACACAUUGUUGAUAUUGGUCCGGUAUCCGGUGAUGAUCAUGACGCUGCCGCCAGCUCCCUGUUGUACAACAGUGGUGAAAGUGGAACUGAUGAUAAGAAGGAGGAGUUGAUUGCACUGUACGAGAAGAAGAAGGGCGGUGAUGAAGGAAAGCCAUCACCCGGUCUGGUCUCUGUGCUUUUGACUGAGCAGCUGGAGCGGGUGAAGAAGGUGCUGGCGACCUGGAAGGAAGUGGACGACCGUGUCUCCAACCUGUGCACCUCAUUGAUUGCUGCGAAGGAUCCCCCAACUGACACUGACUGCAACGCUGUUAAGAUCACGGAUGGGCUGGUUGGCUUUUUGUCUGGCAACUUCUCUGAUGGCACAUGGAGGGACGAGUAUCUCGGGGUGAACGCCACAGCAAAGAACGAUGCAGCAGCGGCCACAGGGCCCUCCGAUGGUGUGAAGUUCACUGGGCGUGGCGCAGGGGCGGAGUGGCCCGUUGGCAGGCAGGGGGAGAACCAGCUGUACCACUUUGCUAACUACAACUUCACUCUUGUGGCGACGGUGUCCAUCCACAACGUGCCGGAGGGUAAUAUUCCAUUGAUGGGUGUACGAGCGGGCAGUAAAGGAGAAAAAAAACUUAUUGAGUUGUCGUACGGCAGCGGAAAGAGGUGGCAGGUGCUGUGCGGUGAUGGAGAUCCUAAGGAGCUCAGCAGCAUUGGGGAGAAAGAUACAACGCACCACGUGGUAAUUUUGCUACGGAACGGCACCCAGUGCACCGCGUACGUCGAUGGUCAGCGAGUGGGUGGUGAUGUGCCAUGUGAAUUGGGAAAUUGUGACUCGAAAGAGAUCUCCCACUUCUACAUUGGAGGGGAUGGAGGCAGCGCAGAGAACAAAGAAGGCGUGUCUGUGACUGUGACGAACGUCCUGCUGUACAACCGCCCGUGGGAUGACACUGAGAUUGGCGCCUUCAAUCCGAAUAAAGCCAAUAUUCCAGUUCAGGUGGACAAGUCUGUUGAAGGAGACGCGGUUCAAUCUUCUGGUGGAGGAAAGGAAGAACAGGGACAGUUGUUGGUGAGCAGCGGUGCAGAUGUUGUAUCCGCACCAACAGUGUCCAGUGCCCCGACUUCCUCAGGAGAAGAGGGGUCUGCAACCCAGGUGGUUUCAGAAGAAUCUUCCGAUGGAAGUGAAAAUGUGGGUGGCGCUUCCUUGUCCGACAGUGACGCAGCGGUGGAGACAGGAGACCGAAGUAUGGUGCAGGGAGAUGGAUCAUCACAAACUCCUGUGGGUACUCCCGCCACAGCAGAUGCAUAUGCCCCUAACGCUGAAGCCACGGGGCACGAUGGAACCGCAGUGAAUCCUGGGGCGAGCGCGAGCUCAGGCGCGGAUGGGGAGGCAGCGGAAGGAACGGAUGGGCAGGAGAAGGAGGAGGUUAAUACGCAGGUCGGGGACGUAAAGGCUGCGGCCCUCAGCAGCAGUCUCGGGAAUUUGUCGCAGGGGAAUAACAGCGAUGCCGGCACCAUGCGUGAGAGCGGACCGUUGCCAUCGCUGCUUCUUCUCCUGUUGGGACUGUGGGGGUUUGCGGCUCUGUGA